AUGGCUACAACAGUUACUAAUCUUGGAAUCAUCUUUGACCAGGAAAUAUUGUUCAAUGAUCAGAUAAAUCAACCUUGUAGAACUUCGUUUUUCUUCUUUAGAAACCUGUUUAAAAUUCGUAAAUAUUUGACAGAUGAGGCCACUUCUAAGGUAGUACAUGCUUUUCUAACUACAACACUAGAUUAGUGUAACCAUCUUUACUUUUGUCUACCCAAAUAUCAAGUUAAAAAAAUGCAGAGGGUUAAAAACACAGCUGCUCGACUGGUCACUGGUUCUUCGAAGUACGAUUACAUCACCCCUUUAUUACAGCAACUUCACCGUUUUCCUGUUUCGUAUCGCGUUGUUUUCAAAAUUUUACUCCUUGUCUACAAAGCUCGUCAUGGACUGUGCCCUGGGUAUGUCUCAGAACUAUUACAGGAGAGAAAAUCAUCUCGAGCAUUGCGCUCAAGUUCUCUAGGACUCCUAGCAACACCAACAUCAAGAACAAAUUCAUAUGGAGAUAGAACAUUCUCAGUCUGUGCACCAAAAUUAUGGAAUUGCCUGCCUAACCACGUCAGAAAUGUUGGAACACUGCCUUUAUUUAAAAAGAAUCUAAAAACAUAUUUAUUU
Molecule: messenger RNA, 609 nt
Organism: Pocillopora meandrina
Lineage: Eukaryota; Metazoa; Cnidaria; Anthozoa; Scleractinia; Pocilloporidae
Source: the annotation of a GenBank genome assembly